AUGUCAUCCAUCCCUCCGAACACGUUCCCUGGGCUCAGCAUGGGCUCUUCUGCGGUGUCUCUUGCUAGCGGUGGAGCCUUGUCUCAUAAUCUCCACGGUUCCCUCUCGUCUUCGAGUUUCUAUGGUGGUCACAACUCUGGUAUCGACGCUCACGAUGACCAGUCGCAUUCUCGCUCGGUGUCAAACUAUUCGCACAUGUCUGGGGGCUACGGUAAUCAGAGCCAGUGGACUCAUGCUCAGCAGGACGCAUAUAUGCAACAGACGCAGCUGAACCUGAUGAACGAGCGCAUCAAGACGCUCGAAGCCCAGCUCAUCGAAGUCAAAGCGCAUCGGGACGCUUACGAGCAGCAGAGGAACUCGAUUCAGUACGUGUAUACCACAUCUACAUACAUGCAUACGUCCAACACACGAUCAGGUCUUGCUUUGACCAGCUUGCCAGUUCCCUGA
Messenger RNA from Coniophora puteana RWD-64-598 SS2, 447 nucleotides. RefSeq lists its product as uncharacterized. The record is from RefSeq and is a predicted model, not a curated record. The transcript is spliced from 2 exons. Lineage: Eukaryota; Fungi; Basidiomycota; Agaricomycetes; Boletales; Coniophoraceae. Bases 1 to 447 code for a protein of 148 amino acids.